Messenger RNA from Guillardia theta CCMP2712, 1122 nucleotides. RefSeq lists its product as hypothetical. NCBI's taxonomy places the organism in Eukaryota, Cryptophyceae, Pyrenomonadales, Geminigeraceae. The record is from RefSeq and is a predicted model, not a curated record. Gene Ontology annotation, cellular component: U2-type prespliceosome; U1 snRNP. Gene Ontology annotation, molecular function: mRNA binding. Gene Ontology annotation, biological process: mRNA splice site recognition. Bases 1 to 1122 code for a protein of 373 amino acids. The transcript is spliced from 12 exons.
AUGGCUGCAGCUCGAGCAGCGUUGAAGGCGCAGAUGGACGCGCUCAUGGGAGAGUUUGCGGAUCAGAACAACACGGGACCUCCGAGGUGGCAAGAAGAGAGCGUCUGCAAGAAGUUUCUCGUUCGCUUCUGUCCUCAUGACUUGUUUCACAACACCAAGUCAGACCUCGGCCCCUGCUUGAAGAAGCAUGACGAAAGGCUCAAGGAGCAGUUCGAAGCAGCAGGCGACGAGAAUCUCAAGGCCACAUAUGCGCGCGAACUUCUGGUAGAGCUCGAGCAGCUGAUCGGCGGCGUCGACCGAGCCAUCCGAAGAUUUAGAGACAGGGUCAAAGCUGAUCGACCGGAUCUUGAUGCGGCUUCGAAAGCAAGGAUUGAGGAGAUUAUGAAGGAGGUGAAGGGCCUUCAUGACGAGAUUGAGAUCCUGGGCAACGAGGGAGAAGUUGAGAAGGCAGAGGAGAAGAACAAGCGAGUCCAAGAGCUGCUGGAAGAGAAGAACAAGCUCGAGCAGGGUCCUGAGAAUGAUCCUUUCUGGAUCAAAGAAAAAUCUCAGAUCAUCUGCGAGGUCUGCGGCUGCAUCUCUCAAUCUGUCGACAACGACCAGAGAAAACAAAAUCACCUGGACGGCAAGCAGCACAAAGGAUACUUUUUGAUUCGCGAGGCGAUACCGGAACUGCAGAAGCUGGUGAGGGGAAGCAACUCAAAGCCCGAGGAGCAGCAGCGACAGGAGCGACCUGAUGGAGAACCAGCGAGGGCGAGGAACCGGGACCGCAGCAGAGACCGAAGUAGAGACAGGGACAGGGACAGGGACAGGGACAGGGACAGGGACAGGGACAGGGACAGGGACAGGGACAGGGACAGGGACAGGGACAGGGACAGGGACAGGGACAGGGACAGGGACAGGGACAGGGACAGGGACAGGGACAGGGACAGGGACAGGGACAGGGACAGGGACAGGGACAGGGACAGGGACAGGGACAGGGACAGGGACAGGGACAGGGACAGGGACAGGGACAGAGAGAUCGCCGUCUGUUUUGAGUUUUUUUUCUUGUCUGUUGGUGACAACAAUCUGCAGCUCUCCCGACAGUUGUCGAUAUCGUUUAGGAACGACAAGAUGAGGAUGUAG